GAGGACGCCGCGAGGCAGGCAGACGGCAAGACGCUGACCAUGGAGCGCCUGAAGCGCAUCCAGGAGGCGGCGCCGACCUCUUUCACCGCCUGCAAGGCGGCGCUCAACUUCUACCACACGGCGGUACGCUCCAUAGAGUCCGGCGGGGCCCAGGCCGCAGACGGCAAGGGCGACGACGCCGACGGCGUGGAGAAGGCCCCCCGCAGGAGGCGGGGCCGGGGCCUGCUGAGGAUCGAGGACGAGGCGGUCUUCUCGCAGGUCCUCGAGUGGUCCGUCGCCAGCAUCCCUGGGCUGCUGCGCGCGCACGCCGGGGAGCUGCAGACAGAGCCUGGCGGCCGCGGCAAGCGGAGGAACAAGCAGCGGAAAGGCAAGGAGUCCGCCGAAGAGCUGCCUGAGGCCUCAGGUGCGACGGACGUCACGCGGUACUCGCGGUGGACGCGCGUAAAGGUGUUGGCGCAGAUCUUCUGGGACGAGACGUAUUUUCUAUUGUCCCACCUGGUGGCCCAGCACAUGCUCGAGUUCGUGCUGCGCAACUGCAGCGGACCCGACGCGCUCUCGUGGCUGUGGCCGUUCAGACACCACCGGUCACGAUUCUUCCGGCGCUCGUGCCAGCUGUGGUCCACGGCGCCCGCGCACAACGUGCGGCUCCUGGCCUUUCUGUUCAUCAGGAACGCCUCCGCUAUGGCGCUCACCGCACCCGCGCCCAAAGGGCAUGAGCGGGAGGCGGCGCAGCUGGAAGCCAUCGUCCGGCACGUGCUGAAGUCGUUUGCGGAGGCCUCGUCGAGGGGCUAUUCCUGGCGGGCGCUCAGUACGUUCCGCUUCAUGGAGAAUUGCCUCGUGGAGCUGCUGCGGCUGGACGGGCCCGUGGCCUACCGCGUCGGCUACGCCUACAUCCGGCAGCUGGCGCUGAUCCUCAGGAACGCGUGCCUCGGCGACUCUGGCGUGGGCGGCGGCAAGGAGAAGGGCAAGCCCAAGACCAAGGAGGAGAAGAGGGGGACCUUCGGCGAGCGAAAAAAACAGAAAACGGCCGCCGCCGAGGCGGGGGGCCGCGCCGCUGAGGGCGGCAACCGCAAGGAUGGGGCCGUGAAGCACCAGCAGGCGCAGCAGGGGAUGAUAUCUUGGCCGUUCGUGCGCUCGACCUACUUUUGGACCAAGGCGGUCAGCACGGUGCCUGCUCUGAGGCCGCUGGCCUAUCCGCUCUUCAUGGUCAUUCUCGGAGCGGUCAAGAGCAAGCUCACAGCUCUGAAUUACUUCCCUUUCGUGUAUCAUGGCCUCGUCUGCUUGAACCGCCUGGGGUCCGCGCUGGAGUCGUUUGUUCCGAUCUCUUCGCACCUUUUGAAGUCCUUCGACGUGCUAUUCCAAGCUAUGGACAAGGCAAAGAAGAAGAAAGGAGACACGGGCUCAAAAGGCGGCAUUGCACGGGCUCCUGAGCUCGAGGUUCUACUCCGGCUCAGCGAAGGACAGGUAAUGGAAUCUAUGACGUUGGAGACUGUUGGGAGUAGUUUGUGUUUCUUGUUUACCGAUCACUUGGGUCUCCUGAGCCAGUCCCCGUCUUUCCCCGAGAUAUCUGCAACUGUCAUGCUGCACCUCAGAAAGCACAGCAAGCACUGUUCCUCAGAGUCCUUGCGGCACCAGCUCAAGAGCCUCGUGGCCUCUGCCGAGACGAGCGCAGAGGACAUCCGGAGCAGGCGAGAGGCACUGGCGGAGGCGCCCUCCUUCAAGAAGUUUCUCCUCUUCCCGCCCGACUCUGCCAUCGCGAAGGCCCGCGCAGCGGCGCUGAAGAGGCGCGCGGAGGAAGACAAGAGCCGCGUGGAGGCGGAGAUGCGGGAAGACCGCGCCGCGGCGAGCGGCAAGAAGAAGGGCGGCAACGACCCCCGGGGAGCUGUCGACGACGCCCUCCAGAGAGAGGCCCCCGUCGAUUCCGCCCCCGGCGAGGGGACCAGCAAGAAGGCCCUCAAGAGGAGGAGGCUGCGGGAGGCGAAGGAGAAGUUGGAGUCGAAGGCGGCGGACGAGCGCUCGGAGGCGAAGGCGAAGAGGGCGCGCGGCGGCACGGCCGCGGCGGCCAGCGACGCCGGCAAGGACGUCGUGGAGGAGAUGGGCUUCUCGGAGAGCGAGUGA
Prorocentrum cordatum is the source of this 2118-nucleotide messenger RNA. The record is from the annotation of a GenBank genome assembly. NCBI's taxonomy places the organism in Eukaryota, Dinophyceae, Prorocentrales, Prorocentraceae.